This is a messenger RNA of Cyprinodon variegatus (sheepshead minnow), 1869 nucleotides long. RefSeq names its product lysine (K)-specific demethylase 4A (gene kdm4a). Gene Ontology annotation, cellular component: nucleus. The transcript has 6 exons. Gene Ontology annotation, molecular function: histone H3K9 demethylase activity; histone H3K36 demethylase activity. The record is from RefSeq and is a predicted model, not a curated record. NCBI's taxonomy places the organism in Eukaryota, Metazoa, Chordata, Actinopteri, Cyprinodontiformes, Cyprinodontidae. Bases 16 to 894 code for a protein of 292 amino acids. Gene Ontology annotation, biological process: chromatin remodeling; regulation of transcription by RNA polymerase II.
CCAUGGCCGCCGUAAAUGUCCAGAACCUUAAGAACCUCCUCCACCGAUGACCCAGAGCUGUUUGUUUGUAGGUGGGUCCAUGUUCUGUGUGCCGUGGCGGUGAUGGAGGCCCGCUUUGUCGACGUGACCAGGAGAAGUCCAGUGGACCUCAGUGGGAUCCCUCUGCAGAGAUUCAAACUGAAAUGUUACUACUGUAAGAAGCGGGUGAAGAAGGCCUCAGGCUGCUGUGUCCAGUGUUCCCACGGCCGCUGCCCCACCGCCUACCACCCCACCUGUGCCCAGGCUGCCGGGGUCCUGAUGCAGCCGGACGAUUGGCCCUUUGUGGUCCACGUGACCUGCUGUCGGCACAAAGGUCCCGCCCAGAUCGAGCGCAACAAGGCAGCCAUGCAUGAGCUCACUGUGGGUCAGAAGGUCAUCUGCAAGCACAAGAACGGCCGAUACUACCAGUGUGAUGUGGUCCAGCUGUCCAAAGAGACCUUCUAUGAAGUCAACUUUGACGACGGCUCCUUCAGUGAUAACCUCUUCCCUGAGGACAUCGUGAAUCGAGACUGCUCCCAGCUUGGCCCCCCGCCGCAGGGAGAAGUGGUUCAGGUGCGAUGGACUGACGGGCUGGUCUAUGGGGCCAAAUUCGUGGCGGCUCAUGUUAUUCAAAUGUACUUGGUGGAGUUUGAGGAUGGCUCCCAGCUAACUGCCAAGAGAGAUGACGUCUACACUCUGGACGAAGAACUUCCCAAGAGAGUCAAAUCCAGAUUGUCCAAAGCCUCAGACAUGAGGUUUGAUGGCAUCUUUGAAGACAAUGAGAUCCUCCAAGAGUCCAAGAGGCAAAGGGUGAUCAACUCACGGUACCGAGGGGACUACAUUGAACCUGUGAUUUACAGAGCCAUCAUGGAGUAGAGCCGCUCUCCUGGUCCAGCCACCUUACUCACCAGCAGUUCUUGUGCACCUUAACCUUGCAGCUAGUCCCAGACAUUGUAGCAGCAGACGGCUUCUUCAGGACUCGCAGGGACAGAUUUUAGUCCCAAUGCUUCUUCUCUGCUGGGCUCUGAUGGUGAAAACAAGCUUGGUUACAUUUUUUAGCAACUCCAAAUGUCAUCAAUUAGGGACCAGAUGACCCAUAGAGCAGAGAACAUAGAGAUGUUCUAUGAAACCAGCCUGGCUGGGUGGUUUCUGGGCGGAUCCUGUCUUUCUGGGACAAUCAGUGAGGUUCAGGCCUUUGGAGACGAUGGCAGGCAGCACCUGUGGACCAUCGAGGUUCUGCUGAGGCGCAUCCGGGUGAUACGCCAAACCCUGCUGCUUACAGGUCAUACCGGUUUGAAUAAGAUCAACCAAGGCUUCAUCUUUAGAUGUCCUCUCAGUAGAGCAGCUGUGACCCGACCCAACCAGCUCCUCCUUCAGGGCGGGGGGCGGUACUGCAGCUUCUGUCCCACGUUUUAUUACAUCAGAGAAAAAAAACGGAUAAAUCUUAUUUAUUGUAAAGGUUUUAUAAAACUUUAUAAACUAGGUUGACCAGUCCAGGUGAACCAGAGCCUGGACUGAAGCGUUCCUGAGCUGCUCCUCUGAAAGCUCUUUCCUCUAAUGAUUUUUAGAAACCAACACUGGCUGUUUUAUAAAAAGUGUUUCAUAAUUCUGAAGGUUGGAUCAUAUGCUGUACGAGUUUUUGUCCUUUUUGGCCCCAUUCUCCAGUUGUGUGAGAAUUUUUUGGUUGGGGCCGAGUUUCAGCCUGAUGAUCUCACCUGCGUCGUGUCGUAUACAGGCAUGGGGGGGGCUGAAGGGAAAUUAGUGGUCAGGAAUCGUAAGGUCAGAAAAUCAAACAUGUUUGAAAUUCUUGGUGAAGAUUCUCAGUCAUCCAGGUCAGUUUUUCCAAAAAAG